GUGAUCCUGCUCUAACAGGGGCUUUGGAUUAGAUGAUCUCUAGAGAAAUUGAAAAGUUCCAAAAAGGGGAAGGAAAGGAAGAAGAAAAGUAUAUUGAUGUAGUCAUCAAUAAAAAUAUGAAGCUGGGACAAAAAGUUUUGAUUCCAGUAAAACAAUUUCCUAAGUUCAACUUUGUGGGAAAACUUUUGGGUCCACGUGGCAAUUCUCUAAAGCGCUUACAGGAAGAAACACUGACAAAAAUGUCUAUUUUGGGAAAAGGUUCUAUGAGGGACAAGACAAAGGAGGAAGAGUUGAGAAAAAGUGGAGAGGCAAAGUACUUCCACCUGAAUGAUGACCUGCAUGUUUUAAUUGAAGUAUUUGCUCCACCGGCAGAAGCAUAUGCCAGAAUGGGACAUGCAUUGGAAGAAAUCAAGAAGUUCCUCAUCCCU
Balearica regulorum gibbericeps (East African grey crowned-crane) is the source of this 428-nucleotide messenger RNA. The record is from RefSeq and is a predicted model, not a curated record. Lineage: Eukaryota; Metazoa; Chordata; Aves; Gruiformes; Gruidae.